AGAACUCUGAGUGAGGACUGAGCCAGUAGACAGAACAGCCUGAGCCAGGAUGAAGGCUCUCAGGGCUGUCCUCCUGAUCUUGCUACUAAAUGGACAGCCAGGGAGCAAUGGGACACAAGAAGAUGAUGAUGUGGACCCAGAGCCAGAGAGCUACGAUGACGACGACGACGAUGAAGAGGAAGAGGAGGAGACCAACAUGAUCCCUGGAAACGGGGACAGAGCACUUCUACAGUGCUACUUCUGCCAAAUGCUUCACAGCGGGGAGAGCUGCAACCAGACACUGAGCUGCUCUGGCAGCAAGCCCUCCUGCAUCACAGUCAUCUCCCAUAGCGAAAUUGACAAAGGUUACCUGACUACCUACUCCAUGUGGUGUACUGAUACCUGCCAGCCCAUCCGCAAAACAGUGGAAAGAACCCAGAUGACCCAGACCUGUUGCCAGUCCACACUGUGCAAUAUUCCACCCUGGCAGAACCCCCAAGUCCAGAACUCUCUGGGUGGCUGGGCAGACAGCCCCCUGGAGAGUGGGACCAGACAUCCUCAAGGUGGACACCCCCAGGUUAUCAAGGUUGCUCAUCCUCCAAGUGAUGAGGCUACCUUGCCUAAGGGUGGCAGGGGUAACCAGCCCCAGGGAAGUGGGGCAGGAUGUCCUCCAGGCUGGACCAAAUUUGGUAAUACAAUCUUCAUGCUCAGUUUCAUCAUGAGUCUGUGGGCAUCAGGGGCCUGAAGACCUGUGGUCCUCCAACCAGGACACCCUGGCGUCUCUUCCCUGACAACCAGCUUCAGAGAAUAAACUUGAAUGUUUUUGCUGUCUA
Molecule: messenger RNA, 812 nt
Organism: Arvicanthis niloticus (Nile rat)
Lineage: Eukaryota; Metazoa; Chordata; Mammalia; Rodentia; Muridae
Gene: Gpihbp1
Product: glycosylphosphatidylinositol anchored high density lipoprotein binding protein 1
Biological process (GO): positive regulation of lipoprotein lipase activity; triglyceride homeostasis
Cellular component (GO): plasma membrane
Molecular function (GO): chylomicron binding; acetylcholine receptor inhibitor activity; lipase binding
Source: RefSeq, a predicted model, not a curated record